Messenger RNA from Perkinsus marinus ATCC 50983, 1198 nucleotides. RefSeq lists its product as hypothetical. NCBI's taxonomy places the organism in Eukaryota, Perkinsozoa, Perkinsida, Perkinsidae. The coding region runs from base 23 to 1198 and encodes 391 amino acids. The transcript is spliced from 4 exons. The record is from RefSeq and is a predicted model, not a curated record. Gene Ontology annotation, cellular component: membrane.
CUCUUCCUUUGCUGCGCCAAGAAUGGUCACAGUAUCCCCCAAGUGUGUCGCCUGGUCGUUUUUAGCCCAGAUUACCUUUGGUAUCGUCAACUUCCUCAUCUCCUACACGAACGUUCCUGGUGUUGAUCCCUGGGCCGUUAUUGGCUGGAUUUGGCUCACUUCUGGGCUCAUUGGACUCCUUGUGGGUAUCUAUUUCUGGUGGAACAUUGGCGCUAUGUUCUUUACUGAUGAACAGUUGAAGGCUGCCGAGACUUACAGGCAAUUAGACGAUCAGCUUCUCCCUCAGGAGUUGCCUCCCAACCGUUUGACUCUGGGUGCCAAGAUACUCACUAUCAUCGGAGGUAUGUGCGUCGGGUGGUCUCAGUUGAUGAUGAAAUGGGCUUUCGCAACGGACCCUAAGUCCACCGGCCCUUUGACUGCCGUCAUCUCCUCGGAUAUUAUUGUUGUUGGUGUCUUCUGCCACUUUGUCUACAAAGAGAGGUUGUCCGCUAUGCAAGUCCUCGCCAUUUGCAUCGUCCUUAGCGGUUUGGUGGUCAUGGCUGCUUUCGAUGGUGGCAGCUCGGGCAAGUUCAUGGGUUUCAUCUAUGCCAUCCUUGGUAUGUUGACUUUCGCUGCAAGUCUAUUAUGUAUUCGUCAGAGUUGCCGAGAUGGUAUGGCAGCAUGGUCUGGCUUCAUCGGUCGUAUGGGUGUCAUGUUCUUCAUGGGUCUCAUUGCCCUCCUCUACACUGUGUUCACCCACUCCUUCUUCCCUGAGGACUGGUCAUUGUGGGCUCAGAUGUACAUCUGGCCUCAGGUUGCUGGUAUAUCUCAAGCCAUUGGUGUGCUAGCUCUCAACUAUGCCUUGAUGUACCCCUCCACUGGUCCCGUCAACGUUAUCGUUGCCUCCAACUCUAUUAUCGUUCUCGCCCUCAACUUUUUCCUUUUGGGCCUCAUCCCCACGACUUCCAAGCUGGUUGGUAUGGUCAUUGUCAUUUGUGGUGUGUCUCUCAUCAUUCUAUGGCAACCCAAGAAGGCUAAAGAGGAAGAGGAGACCUACCAGUCCCGUCGUGAUGAGUUUAUUAAGCGUUCGUAUAUGCGCAGUGCCAGUAUGGGUGGUGGUAGUCUCAAGGCACGUAUGUCUACCGUUUUCCCUGGCGAGAAGUCACCAUUGCCUCCCACCGCUCGUUCUGGUGUUGCUGGCGCAUUUGCCGUUGUAUAA